UGCCAGCUCGCCCGUACGCCUGUCCACUCGUCCAUCAAGCCCUCCAUCCAUCCAAACGCCCGCCCACUCGCCUCCCAGCUCUGCUCGCCCUGGGUGGGUGUACGGUACAUGCGUAUGUGGGUGUGUGUUUGGUCUCUUGUGCGAACAGCGGGUGUGGGUGUCGGUAGCGUUUCCCAGUCUGCCCAGGCAUGUCCGCAGAGGAGCUGCGACUGAGAGGAGACUCGAGCUCGAACAUCACCGCUGCCAUGCCUCUCGAGAGAGCCACCUGGCCGCAGUGCCCAGCCAAGGACAAGGGCGAGGAGGAGAGAGAUGGGGAGGAAGAGGUCGAUGGGGAGGAGCGAUGGCAGUCUAAAUUCAUCAGCAAGCAGAAAGAGGGGAAAGGCGUCGAGGAAGAGGAGGUGGAGAUGGAUGACGACGAGCCAUGGCAAUUCACUGGACCAUCAGCGGGUGGCUCGCCCAACCAGUCGGACGAGUCCGAGCCAGAGAGCCCUCCGGCGUUCAUACGCAGGAAGGUGUCUUUUGCCGACGCUUUCGGCCUCGAUCUGGUGUACGUCAAGGAGUUCAGCAACCAGACGUCGGACGACAAGGUAGAGGACCUCCUGUGUGGCCUGGAUGUGGACGAGUACUACCUGUCCUGCGUCUUCACCUUGCCAACCUCGCCUCAGGUGCUCGCAGAGACGGUGGAAGAGCGCAAAGUGGCGUUGGAGUCCCUCGAGCUAAUGCCUGGCACGACCACGCUAAGGGGAACGGUGCGAGUCGCCAACUUGUGCUUCGACAAGGCCGUGUACGUGCGGACGACCUACGAUAGCUGGGGAAGUCACUUUGACCUACUGACCGAGUACGUCCCCGGGUCUAGCGACAGGGAGAGCGAUGGAUUCAGCUUCAAGCUGACGCUGGUGCCUCCGCUUGACGCAGCGGGCAUACGCGUGGAGUUUUGUCUGCGUUACGAGAGUGCCGUCGGCGAGUUUUGGGAUAGUAAUAAUGGGCAGAACUACACACUGUACUGUAAGAGACGGGAACACUUGAUCCCUGAAAGCAAGGGGAAAAGAAGAGAGGAGGAGGAGGAAGAGGAGAAGGCGAAAGAGAUGGAGAUAGAGAAGGAGAGGUUGAAGGAGAAGAAGAAGAAAGUGCCAAAAGUAAAGAGUACACGAAGCUGCCUCAAAAGACCAAGUAAGAAGACCUCCCCCGAACCUGACCCGGUGGUGGUGUCAGGAACAGCAGAGAUCCCAGAUACAGUCUCGCAAAGAGCAGCCAGGCCUGCCAGCAAGACAGUGGACAGCGCAAACAAACGUGCUGAUGAAGAACGCCUACAGAAAUCAUUGGUUGACAGUCGGAUGAGUAGAAGAAGAGCUCGGCUGUCCCAAGUCAGAGCCCAUUUUGCACAGAGGCAAAUGGAAGCCCUGCUGGGCCACUGUGCUAGUGGAGAGGGGGGAACUAGCGAGUCUCCUCCAUUGAUACCUGCUAGCAGUGUGGAAGCAUGGAACAGCGCUCCACUGACAAGCACAGGACUUUUGAAGGAUGAGCGCACUGACACUAGAAUUAUGGACCAGGCUCCGGUGCUAACAUACCACCAAAUACCACUGCUGUCACUCAGCAGCUGGGACAAGAACAGCACUGCUGGGCAGAAAGACCUCUCAAGUAGCAGCGCAGGUAACCAGGAUCUGUGCAGGGGAGCUACUCUGGUACACAGUCAGCAGCGAGAAAGUGGACAUAGUGUGCCAGAUCGCGUUUCAGCAAGUUACACCACCAAGGAAGAGAGUGACGGAGUGGAAAACAGCUCCAUAACUGCUGUCGAGGAACUGGAGACCCGCUCUCCUCCUCCAAUUGUGUCGCCGUUCCGGCUCAUCGGUGACCAAUCAGAUCCAAUGGAACCUGUCCAGGUGGCACAAUUGCAAACCCAAAUGGUCGCCGCUGGCCGGGAUUCACCCCGGCCUCCGGCCAACGAGCAUGUGACCUUGGCGGUGUCGCCCAGUGACAUGGAUCCAGGGCAGGAAUGCGACCUGGUGGUGAUUGACGAUCCACAGGGUGAGGUGGCCAAAGCUGUGCGACCCGACCUGGAUCUGGGUCUAGGUCUGGGCCUUGGCCUGAGAAGCAGGAGGAGCAGAAGGGCAGAGGUGGAGGGUGUGACCAGAGACCAGUCACGAGUAGAUAAUGAGGAGCUGGGAGCUACUCAUGUGUCAGCGGGUGUUGAGGUUGAGCACAGUGUUGAGCAGCAGCAGCACCUGGCUGCUGAAAUCGAGCGACCGGCUUUGUCUUUGCGCAGAGGGACUAAUGCACUCAAACAAGUGACAAGGCCGUGGGCGACAGGAGACGUGGCAAUGGCAGGGGAAGAAGCAAAGACAGAGGCAGAGUCGCAGGGGAAGAUGGCUCAAGAGGGAGAAACUGCAGAGGAGGGGACAUUACAGCUUGUAACACACACAAGAGCAGAGGCAGAAAUAGAGGUGUUAGCACAGACAGUGGAGCAGGCACAGACACCAACACAGAGAGCUGAAAAUAAACCAGAGAUAGGUGCAACAGAGGUGCAAACAAUAGACAAGACAGUGAUGGAGGCGUCUGAAAAUGAAGAAUCACAGAUUCUUGAAGCACAUACAUGUAUAAGAGAAGAUGUAGGGAUACAGGCUUGUGAGAAUAGAGUGCAAAUACAUGCUGUGCACACAGCAACAGAAGAUGCAAUAACACAGGUUCAUGAAAUUGAACCUCAAACAGACACAUCACAUACAAAGGUGCAGAGCAUAACACAGACAGCGCCACAGACAAUGACAACCAGUAAGAUGCUAGAAAUCGACACAGAGGAGGCAAGGCAAAGGUUAAUGAAACCUGAUGAGGAAACGGCGUCAUCACCACCCAUGCAGCCACAAGAAAGGGACAGGUACACAGUUGAACCAGCAGAAGCAGCAAAAAGAGAAUUACAAUCAGAACACAGAGCAGCCAAAAUAUCAGCAGCGGUAUCAGAAACACCAUCCACAGCAAUAUCAGGAAUGGAAAUAGAAUCAACAUCUGCCACCCCAGGGGAACCUCUGGGUAUCAGUGCUGUGGAACAAGUGUUACCUGGUUGCCAUGGCGGCGAGGGCGGAGGAGCGGCUGUUGGGGGCAUGCAGUCGGUAAACACCGCCACAAAGGUCACACGGGGUGAAAGUCAAGACGUCGGCAGCGCUGGUUACCACCCAGCAGCCCCCGGCAACCGCGCCGCCACCACAAUGGUGACAUUUAAGGACGGCGAUGGGACAACGGCGCAUGAGCAUGCACAUCCCAUGAGGCAGCGGGUAAGAGAAAAGGAGGAAGAGAGAGAGCAGGAGAGAAGGGGGGAGGAGGAGGGAGCGAUGAUGGCCGUGGGUACAGGAGAGUUUCCUUUCAAAACCCUGAAUGAGAGGCAACACAAAGAGUCUGCAGAGACGAGUGGAGAUACGAUUGGGAUCAGGAAGGAGGAGGAGGAGGACUUAUCAGGGGAAAUGUCACAUUUGAAAGAAGUGAAGAGGCAGUAUGUCGUGUCAGCGAUAUCGCAGACUGACAGACUGGAGGGGAAAGCAUCAAAAUAUGGAAUUGAGAAUUACAUUGUGGCAAAAGAGGAGGAGGAGGAGGCGGAUAGAGAUGAGGACUGGAGGGACGAGAUGGAGAAGUGCCUGGGGCUUAGAAGAGAGCAGGGCUACGUCAGCGAGCCGGCCCUUUAUGAACAGUUUACAAAAGCCACAAAAGGGCUGAUGAGAGAUCCCCCGUCUAAUUCAUUGACAGCAAAGCAUGAUGAGACUGAUAGUUCAACAGGACAAUACAGAGGCUCAGAAUCACAAUACCUGGAAACACAAAAUCAAGGAACUGUCGCUUGUGAAGGUAGUAAGGAAUUGUUAGAUGCACCAACCUCACAUGGUCCGGAUGGGGGGACUACUGAGGAUAUACCAGUGGUACAUAGCAACACAAAUGCACCAACACAUAGGUCGUUAGAAAAAGACAUGUGUCUUCCCUUGCCUGUCCCAGUUCACACGUCGUCAGACUCUCCCUGUUUGCACAGCACGCUGCUUGAUCAGGAUCUGUAUCUCGCGGGAGAUGUUUCACCUCUCUGCCAAGAGGGGGCAGUGUCCUGGUACACUGCUCGUGCUGUCUUACCUUCGCCUGGUGACGACCAUGGGACAGCCAAUAGGGUGAGGGGUCGUCGGAGGUCAUCAAGUCUAUUAAGAGGCUUGCAAACGAUUAGAGAGGAGGGUGAGGGCCACAUGAGUUCAGAUGUGGCAAGUCCGCAACCUCUGACGCCACUGGGCCUGAGUAAGCUAAGAUCGCUUGGCCCCUUCUCCAAAGUAGCGGCCAUCUCUCUGUUGUUUGCCUUCUUCUGCUUGACGGCUUACGUGUGUGACUUACCACUCUGCCUUGCCAUCUACUUAGUGUCCCUGUGCUGGUGGUGUUCACGUUGGGGGAGAGACCCUCCUCCUCUGCCAAAAGGUUUAGAAUAGAUACAGUAUGGGGACCCAUAUGGAAAAGAUAUAUAUACUAUAUGUCCAUGAAUGAGGCAAUAUAUAGUGUAUAUAUAUUGCUUCAUUUAUGAUUCAAAAUUGAUGUAUAUGGACUAUGCAAUUCUCAUUUGGCACCUGGUAUAAAAGUUGUCCAUUUCCAAGUGUGCAGAUAUAGAAGUAAUGCAAACAGUACACAUUUCAUAUACUGAAACAUAUAUUAACAUUGUACAUGGAAUGUGUAUGUGUGCUUACUUACAUGCCCUAUACUAUGUAUAAAAGUGGCAAACUUCUUCAAUAAAAUUGCAUAAAACAGCCAUGUAGGUUUUAUAUAUUUCUUUUCCGUAUGGGGAUCACUCUACAUAUCACCUUAUCUCCCUCGCCAUGAACACAGAGAAAUUGAAAUACUACUCCAUACCUAAGCUUGUUGAACCAUCAGUGCCUUUCUGGCAAAAAAUUAGGGACCCAUUUUUUAUUUAAUGUACCCUCUCAGUGUUUCCCAACCAGGGUUAUGUGUACCACUAUGUAGAGAUACACAAGCACACUGCAGGGAGUACUGUACAAAGAAACAUAGAGAUUAAAAUAUUAACAAAAGUAUGGAGCACAGUCACUUGAAUAUAGAGGUCUAGAGUACGAGUUAUUGUGAUACGUGGUAUGGUGGACGUACGCAAGACAAACAGGCUUUGGAAACACUGGUAUACACGUAAGGUACAAUGUGGUGCUCUGUUUGGUACAAAAGUGUUCUUUCUUCCAGGUACAAAACUAUUGUCAUAUACAAAAAUGGUACCUCAAAUAUGCUUUGUUGUACCUUAGAAGGUGCACAACUGUUCUGCAAAAAAAGUUAGGUACAAUGUAGUACUUCCAUAUAUCUGUGUUCUCUUCCCCUUCCCCCUCUCCUACCACCCCUCCUCCCCCCCCCC
Messenger RNA from Engraulis encrasicolus (European anchovy), 5356 nucleotides. RefSeq names its product protein phosphatase 1, regulatory subunit 3Aa (gene ppp1r3aa). Gene Ontology annotation, cellular component: protein phosphatase type 1 complex. Gene Ontology annotation, molecular function: glycogen binding; protein phosphatase 1 binding. The record is from RefSeq and is a predicted model, not a curated record. The transcript is spliced from 4 exons. Gene Ontology annotation, biological process: regulation of glycogen biosynthetic process. Lineage: Eukaryota; Metazoa; Chordata; Actinopteri; Clupeiformes; Engraulidae. The coding region runs from base 189 to 4439 and encodes 1416 amino acids.